ACAUUUGUGGAAAUUGGAGGGGGAAUAAGCGCGCCUUUUCUGUGCUGUAGAGAUUAGAAACAACCUAUUACUGCAUUUGGAUGUAAUAAUGUGGUUAUAGCAUAUUUUACUCGUUUGUAUGACUCAUCCAGUGCUGUAUUUAUAUUUUAAACUUACUUAAGAAGUGCUUUAACAAAUUUGAAGACUGUCCAGAUAAAAAUCAGCUGAGAAUGACAGAAUCGGCGCAGUCCUACUUUCCAUCAAUUCCCCCCAGUGCACCAAAGGCAACUAUAUCAUACUGCAGGUCUGUUCAAGAAGCACCAUUUUCUGCACUGACAGGGGUGGUUGUGGAUGCCAGAAUUCCAGAGCGUCACCCAGUGACUCCAAGAUGUCGCAUGAGAAAAAACGUGGGAAGUACGAAUCGCUGGCGUCUCCCGGAAUCCCUCGGGAGCGACCUGUUGGGAAGUUCCCAGGCUAUAAAGGCGGUCCAGAUGAGCUAUAAUAAUAGCCUGGUCAAUAUCAUCACAGCUGAAAGCCCUGUUCUUAAUAUGAACCUUGAUGUUAGUAAACCAUACACUUUCCGUCAGAUAGAGGAUCGUCCAAUCACGGAGCCCGAGAGAAAACUGAGUCAGCAGAGACUGUCUGUGGACGCCUUAGCUAUUCAGUGAAUACCAACUCCGCUUGGACCAAUCAAAAAGUAUGUACCAUCUAUUGCUAGGCCAGCCACACCUAAGGACAUAUUUCUUUACCACUCCAAGAAAAGCCAGAGUCAGUUUGGACCGGGAUUUGUGGGACCAUUAUCUGAAUUUGAUGUGAUACUAAAGUGCCUAAAUAUGGACUGGGAGCUCCAUAGGCCAUUCCUACAGAAGGCAGAAGUCCUAGCCAGCCUACUGAAGGAGGCAGAUGAUCCUAGAUUCCAGAAAUACUACAGGAGUCCCGCCUCAGAAACACUGGACACUUACAUCAAGAAAAACAAGUUUUACAGCAACGACUACAAAGAAAUGAGUAACAGAUUGAGUCUGGUGGCGGACCCAGAGGAAGACGAAGUUAAAGGAGUAAGUCAUCCAGCCCAUGUUUCUGAGAAACGAGUGAACAAUGUCACCAUUAUAAAACUGGACUGCAAGGACCCCCUUAUAACUAAGACAGCAAUGGCUGUUGCCCUGGGCAACCUCUACCACGAUGAUCUAGAAGUAGAGCUUGAAGAAGUUGCCAAUGUAUUGGCCUCGGCCUCAGUCCUCGGGUUCAAGGCACUUCAGGAUGCGUGUGGUAGAAUGAUGCUGGAAAACAUCAAUUACAGAACUGUGUGUAUAUAUCACCUGGCGGCCUCGAAGUAUCAUCAAGAACAGGUGGUGUUAGCUUGUGAAAGAUGGCUGGAGCUGAAUCUUAUUCCUCAGCUGUCCUCUCAGAUCCAGUUACGAGAAGUUCCAAUGGAGCUUAUCCAGAAAACCCUCAAGUCAAACAGAUUGUUUACGUUUAACGAGUACAGUAUUUAUCGGCUGCUCUCCUAUUGGUUAUUCCUACAGCUUAAUCCUCAUAUACAACUGAUGCCCUCGCACAGCACUGUUCUCUCCUACUAUAACAGUUUACCUAAGAACUGUGCCCUUGUGGAGAAAGAUGAAGGUCAGAUGUAUGCCCCCCUUUUCUCAGCCGUCAGACUUACAGGGAUCACUGACACCAAUCAUAUUCAGGAUAUGCAGAUCAUGAAUAUUCUGCCCCAAUCACAGUUGAUUGACCUUCUAUCUCAACACUACCAUGCACUACAAGGUGGUGGAGAUAUGGGCUCUCUCAGAAACUUCAACGCUUACUCCGUUCGACAGGGCUUCAUCAUAGAUGAUGAACCCCACUAUCACUCCGAAGUUCUCUCCCUUCACGGAUUCCAUUUUGAGCUGAAGGCCAUUAGAAGCAGUGCAGGUUAUGUGACAUUCUUUAUGCAGAGGCUUCGCCCUGGUGACCCCAUUUUGAGUUUCCGUCAGUGCGAGAGACACACGUUCUCCAUGAGGCCAGACAGAGAGGUGCGUUACUGUAUUACGGUACAGCAGUACAACAAGGGAGAUAACUCAGUAAGAACCACAGGCAUCGUCAGCCAGAAAUUCGGACUGGGAGACAAAACAAGCAGAAGUGAGUGCUUAAAGAUGGAGAAGUUGGAUUGCCCCGCGUACGUUACUUUUGCUGUGAUGUUCCCAUCUUCUUGAGAGUUGAUCACUGCAAAAUCCGAAGGAAAAAACCUAACUGUGACUUUAGAAAUAUUUGCUCAAAUAUUGGUCCUUAAAAAAAAAGCUAGCUUCCAUUGCCUUCUAUCAAUACUCCUUCUAAGAAUUUUAAGUCAAAUUAUUUCCUAUUCUUGUAUUCAUUGUUUUGAUAUAGUGUGGUCAUUUCCUAUUGCACGUAAAUGAAAUAUUAAUUUUUGUUGUCAUCACAUUUACCUCCCUUUUAUGUGCCAUUAUCAACUGUGAUAAAAUUGUUGUUAACUUUGUGUUGUUCUUGAUAUAUAUACAAAUAUAUAAUAAUUAUAUAAGUGCUUAUAUAUAUCCUAUUGUUGCAAGUGUUCAGUACAGUACAACCUCAUUUGCUCGAUUCCAAUAGUUGUUUUUAAUUGUACUGUAAGGUUGUGAUUCUGUGAAUGUUACAGUGAAAUUGAUGUAUUAAAAGGCAUUUUAUAUAAAUCAUUAAGUUGAUUGAAAUAUAAACAAUCGAAAAUAAUGCUAAAACAUUGAAAGGUAAGAGAAGAAAUGCUUAAACCUGCCUGUCAAAAUAUGAAAUAAGUCUUUUUGUGCCAAGUUUGCUUUAAACAUUGUAUGUGCAUAAUUUUGAUAUCAAUAUUUCAUAUAGAGAAAAAAUAUAAUAUCUUUCUUAAAAAAAAAAAAACAAUAAAAAGUUUUGUAAUAUAUAUAUGUAUUGAAUUUUCCAAGCAUUAUUUCUCUGUGUAAUAUUGAAUUGAACUCGGCGUUUGCCCUCAGUAAAGAACUGUUUCUGGCUGUUUAUUGGUAAUUUGUUGUGUUCACACUUCCCACUUUGAAUAUGGUAUUACUAUAGUGUCGGUGGCACAUCCUGUUGUGUGAGUCAGUGCUUUUUACACUUUUCGUUUUAUUGGGAUAGGAGACAGUUUGUUCUUGAUUUUUAUAAAAUGUGUUAUAAACUAUAUACAUGUAUGUAUAUUACGGUUUUGUAUUUAUUUGUUAAUGAUGAUCUUGUAUGACGUACUACAUGUACUUUGAGCAGUUAGAGUAUUAAGAUAAAGGCCAAAAAAGACUCCUUAUGGCCAAAAAAUAAAAAAAAAAAUUCAUGAGAAUAAUUUUCAAGUAUCUACUUUAUAUUUAUUUACUGUUAUGAAAAUGUUUUAAUAUAGAUAUAUUUAUACAGAAUAUAUAUUUUUAUUUUCUUCAUGAGAAAAUGUGCUACACGAACUUCAGUGCUGAACAAAUAUUUCUAUAAUUCAGGAUUUGCUAAAAUAUGCUUUUUGAAUUUUAUUUUCAUAGCUUUUAUGAUUAAAAUCAUAUUUUUGAAUAAGAUUUAACACCUGGAACAGAUAUAUUUCUUCAAAGCACUUUGUACUUUGAAAUUCCAUAAUCAUAUGGUAUAAUUUUAAUUUAAAAUCAACAAAUACAGAAAUAUAUCAACCAAGCAGAGAGGAAUUCAAAUUAAAAUGCAGUAUAUAAUAUGUUUUUUAUUAUUUUUCUUAUAUAUACAUGUACCUGUGAUACUUUCAAGUGGCCAUUUUGUUGUGUAUUUCUAUAAACUAUUUCUUUGGUUGUUGUGAAUAAAUGCUAAAUUAAAA
This is a messenger RNA of Saccostrea cuccullata (small rock oyster), 3754 nucleotides long. RefSeq names its product BTB/POZ domain-containing protein 16-like. Lineage: Eukaryota; Metazoa; Mollusca; Bivalvia; Ostreida; Ostreidae. The transcript has 19 exons. The record is from RefSeq and is a predicted model, not a curated record.